AUGAAUUACAGAAUAUAUACAACAAUUCAUCCUAGUAGUAGAGCUUGGAGUGGUACUGCUGUAAUAAUAAAAGAGUUCAUAAAGCACUAUGAACUCGAAAAAUACUCACUAAAUCAUAUACAAGCGACAAGCGUCAGCGUUAAUGACGGGAAUAACGAUCUCACCGUUGCUGAAAUUUAUUAUCUACCGCAAGGAGGUGCAGAUGAAAUUAAGUUCGCUGAUUUUUUCCAUAUGUUGGGUUCUAGAUUCAUUGUUGGAGGUGAUUAUAAUGCCAAGCAUAUUCACUGGGGUUCGAGACUGAUCACCCCAAAAGGACGAGCCUUGUUAAAAGUUGCAAACAACAUCAAUGCUGAAAUCAUCACUACAAGUAAGCCAACGUGUUGGCUCACUCAUCCGAACAAGAUUCCCGACCUGCUUGACUUCUUUAUUAUGAAAGGUAUAUCUUCUAAUUAUAUUGAAGUAUUAGAACUUACAGAAUUAACGUCAGAUCACAUACCAGUGCUUCUCAUAUUAAGUUCUAAUGUUAUACAUAAACAACGAAAGAUGUUGCUAAUCAACAAGAAAACAGAUUGGGACCUCUUUAGAAUGAAUCUAGACGAGACCUUAACCCUCACAGUGACUAAGAACACCUAUUUAAAUUGA
Messenger RNA from Cinara cedri, 642 nucleotides. NCBI's taxonomy places the organism in Eukaryota, Metazoa, Arthropoda, Insecta, Hemiptera, Aphididae. The record is from the annotation of a GenBank genome assembly.